CUUAAAUCUCGUCGUCCAUCUUGCAGAAACAAUCUACUGCAGUCGCUGGAGGUUGAUGUCACCGGCAGAGAGUCUUCAGGACGGGACACGAGCUGGUCAGGCGAGGAACGGCCGAGAAGAGAAGAGAAGAGAAGAAGUGGGCGAUGUUGCAGCUGGGAUCUCGUUUAUGGACGUUGUGGAAAGGCUGUUGAUACGGUUCAGGGGGGCUUCUCUUGGUAUUUUCAAGCUGAGAGGUUGAGAUAGCUGAGUAGCCGCAGUAUUUUUAGCUCACUUCUGAAAAGGAAUACAAAAAUGUCGUCUCCAAGUCCAGGAAAGAGGCGAAUGGAUACCGACGUGGUGAAACUCAUUGAGAGCAAGCAUGAAGUCACCAUCCUUAGUGGACUCAACGAGUUUGUGGUCAAGUUUCAUGGACCACCUGGAACGCCGUAUGAAGGAGGAGUGUGGAAGGUUCGGGUGGACCUGCCUGAUAAAUACCCCUUCAAAUCACCUUCAAUAGGAUUCAUGAAUAAAAUCUUUCAUCCCAACAUUGAUGAAGCGUCAGGAACUGUGUGUUUAGAUGUCAUUAACCAGACAUGGACAGCUCUCUAUGACCUCACCAACAUCUUUGAGUCGUUCCUCCCUCAGCUGCUCGCCUACCCCAACCCCAUCGAUCCUCUGAACGGGGAUGCGGCCGCCAUGUAUUUGCACCGGCCAGAAGAUUAUAAACACAAAAUCAAAGAGUACAUCCAGAAGUAUGCCACAGAGGAGGCUCUAAAGGAGCAGGAGGAAGGAGGAGGCGACUCAUCAUCCGAGAGCUCCAUGUCAGACUUUUCGGAAGACGAGGCUCAGGAUAUGGAAUUGUAGUGAAGGUGGAGCCGCCUUCACCUCACAACAGACUGUCGUUUCCUAAAGAGCAGAAACUCAGUACUAUAUUCAUAUUUAAACAAGACAAUUUUUUUACAGCAACACAAGGAUUUUUAUCGCUACAUGAGGAUUUGCAGUAUGAUAUUGCAGAAUAUUCACUCUUACUUAGGAAUUCAUUACCACCUGCCCUUCCUCCUCUUCUUCUUCAUCCCGUGGGCCAGUUCAGAUCAGAUUGAUUUUGUUGAUAUUUUGUGGCUUGGGCCGAGGUUAUCUCAUUGCUUGACAGUCUAAACUGAGCUGUGAGGCCGGCAGAGGAGGAGAGUCAUCAGCACAAACCUAGACUGACUGUGCCGCAGGCCUCACCUCGCCACCUUUUGUUCUAACAUGCUCGAGUUUUGUUUUGUUUUUUUUUUUCUUUUUUUUCCUUUUCUUUAUUGAGCAUUUCACUGCAUCAUCAGGCAUCUUUUCCUCCCUGACAGAAGACUGCAGGAUGACAAUCCACGACUCAGAGCGGUCUCUGCUUCUAAGGAGAGAGGAAUCCUGUUUUUCUUUGUUUUUAAAAUUACCUGUGCUCCUUUCAUCUUUUUGACACUGCCACGAUGAACAGUUGCCAUUAAAAUCAUCACUUCGAAGGAGCAGAAGGCCACAGCGUGCAGUCAUGUGUGCAGACUGGUGCCCUCUGUGCAACCUGCAGACACAUCACACAGUAUCAAGCAAGCAACACAUCAACCAUGACAAGCCACACAAACACCACAGCAUGUGCGUGUGUCUAGGUGUGUGUGUGUGUGUGUGUGUGUGUGAGAUUGUGUACAUGCAUGAAUGUAAUUCAUUGAUAAUCUGUGUUGUAUUGGCCCCCGAUGCUCAGCAGAAACCAGAAGAGGAGGUCCAUAAUUCUGACACCUCUCUUCUUCAGCACCCAUGUCCUCCUCCUCUUCCUCUCCGUUUUAGGAAAGCGUUUGUCAUUCUCUGAGUAUCUUUGUAUAUUGUGGCAUGACACAGUUAAAGUUUGUGUAGGGCUUUGUGGAGCUGUAUCGCUGUAGACAUGAAAAGGACGCCUCUGCGAGUCAAGCCAGGUUCAGUGCGGAUUAUCCAGUUUUUGAUGAAUCGUUGAACUUCUUAACUUUGCCUAUUGCUUGUGUUGAACUAUAAUAGGUGUUUGACUUGCGUAGGGAUAGUUAGUUUUUUCGCGGGUGGUGAAUCCUAUCAUAAUGUAUGGUUUAAUACUUAUACACUAGUUUAAAAGACUUCUUGUCCUAAAAAGAUGAGGAGAAUUACACGUCUUUGGAGACACGUUGCAGCCCUGCUCCUCUACACACCCCUUCUUAGGUAAACAUCACAGUCAAAAAUUAUUUCUGCUGUCUGACAGAAGCCCUCUUUGUUUCACAUUUACUUUUUCUUUUUCUUUUUUUUUUUUAAUGCUGUUGGUGGCCUGUUUUCCAAAAAUGGUGGGACCAAAAUCUAGUGGCUCUACAGGCUUUAGUGUCAUGCAUCUCAAAAAGGGGACCAGCUCAGACUGGGUUAUGGAUAAAGAGUGAGAUUGAAUAGAUAGAAAUUCCUCAAACUCUCGAGUGGUUAUCUCAGAUUAGUUUAAACUUCAAUUCAGGCACAAAGUCGUUCUUCUUCUUGCUCAGAGAACACUUUGCGUGUUUUUCCUGCUUUAUUAAAAGUUUUAUGUGCCUGCUGGCAUUAGUGUGGAGGAGGUGUUACCAGAGCUGUGAUGGCACCCUGAUCUGAAGUCUGAUACAUGUUUGUAACAUGUUCUCAUUGCAUUACAGAUCAGUAUCCUUUUUUUUUUUUUCUUGAAAGAAACAGAACUGUAUCAGCAUCAAAAGGAGCCGUUUCCUCUUGUUUGAAUUAAAAAAAAAUUCAAUUAUUAAUCCCCCUUAUCAAAAAUGAUAUUGUGUCUUGCAGGGUGUUACCUCAGUUUAGGCCAUUAAAACCUGCAUGUCAGACUUAUUCUUGACAUGGUGUUUAAAAAUGUAAAAAUGGCUCUAAUUAGACUCAAUAACCAAAUGUAUGUUGGUGUCAGUCAUAAGAUGGCAUGCUGUCACAAUUUUCAUUUGCAACAGAAAACAAACUAUAUGUUGUUUGUCAGCCUCUGGAUUCCUCAUUGUGUUAUGUAUUUUAUUUACUGAAACACAUAUAUUUGAUGCCUAUAAUUCAUUUGAAUGUGUUUUUCUUUCUCUCUCUUUUUUUUUUUUUUUUUAAUUUCCUAAACCCUGUUUUGAGGAUACAGUUCAAGAUAUCCCUAAAUUUUAAAAGGCAAAAAAAGAAUAUAUGUGCUUCCCUUGUAACUUGAAGAAAGAAAUAAACAAACAAAAUUUA
Messenger RNA from Archocentrus centrarchus (flier cichlid), 3168 nucleotides. RefSeq names its product ubiquitin-conjugating enzyme E2 H-like. Bases 292 to 843 code for a protein of 183 amino acids. The record is from RefSeq and is a predicted model, not a curated record. Lineage: Eukaryota; Metazoa; Chordata; Actinopteri; Cichliformes; Cichlidae. The transcript has 8 exons.